This is a messenger RNA of Carassius carassius (crucian carp), 1321 nucleotides long. RefSeq names its product nucleoporin 42 (gene nup42). The transcript has 7 exons. The record is from RefSeq and is a predicted model, not a curated record. Bases 142 to 1272 code for a protein of 376 amino acids. Gene Ontology annotation, cellular component: nuclear envelope. Gene Ontology annotation, molecular function: metal ion binding; nuclear export signal receptor activity. Lineage: Eukaryota; Metazoa; Chordata; Actinopteri; Cypriniformes; Cyprinidae.
CCGCAACAAAGACUUUUAUUUUGAAACAGUUUGUUUACGUCCGAUUGUGCGUCUUGCGUCACGGCGUCGCUCGGCUCGAGAAGCAGCGUCGAAGUCUUCGUACCACAAACAGCUCAUGAUUUGUGUUUGUAAAGUUUAAAAAUGACGGUGUGCAACUUCUUUAUUCAAGGUCGCUGUAGAUACGGAGACAAGUGCUGGAAUGAACAUCCAAGAGGCGGAAGAGGAGGAGAUUACAGAGGAAACCAGCAGCCCAGCAGAGGAGGUUAUGGGAACCGCGUGUGGAUAAACCCGUCUCAGCGCAGCGGCGGUGAUUAUGUCCAGCAGUCCUCGUUCUCUCGUGACGGUAAUAACGACUGGAGCCGAGGAGGAGGAGGAGGAACGUCACGAGACGUCAAGAGCUCCGACUUCAGCUUCAGCAGCCAGAACAGAUUCUCAACACUCGCCUCGCACACUUCCUCUGAGAAAGAUGCACAGAGCUCCACGGAUGAUGUGGACACAAUCCAGAAAGACAUGGAGGUCUGGCAAACUUCGGGGCAGUGGCCGUUCUCCUGUUAUUCUGUCCUCCCCGGCAAGGUUUCAGGGUUUGUGGAGGUGUCUCCUGAGGAGCUGAGGCUGGAAUAUUACAGCGGCCGAGCGUCUGGUGAUUUACAGGCUUAUAUGAACUCGGUUCAGCAGCUGGCAAAUCAGUGGAGGAGCAGAGUCCAGGAGCUGAGGACCAUGAGCAGCUCCACUCGGAUCAGUGUGAUCUCUGAGCUCAAUAACCCCAGUCCCCAAACAUCCGCACCCGGCUUGCGCUUGGGCUCCACCGCAUCAGGGUUUGGAAACACCUCUUCAUCAUCAUCCUCAUCCUCGACUGGCUUUGGAGCAGGAGGGUUUGGUCAGGGCUCUCAGAGCAGUAGUGGGUUCAGCUUCGCCCCGUCACCGAAUACCCAGCAGGCCUCUGGUUUUGUCAGCGGUGCGUUGGCUCAGCCCUCGUCAGGUUUCGGCUGCGCUCCUGCUGCGUCUGCGCCCUCCUCCUCCUCCUUCUCGUUCACAGAGACCCAGGCCAGCUCUGUGUCCGUGUCCUCGUUCAGCUUCAGGCCGUCUCCUGGCGAGUCUUCGGCGUCGGCUGUGCCUCAGAGCGGCUCCAGCCGUGUGUUCGGAGCGGACACCGCUCUGUUCUCAGCCCACAGUGACCUCACAGCAGAGGAACUGAAGGAGUUCACGGCCAAACGCUUCACGCUGGGACAGAUCCCUCUCAAACCGCCUCCUGCGGACCUCCUCGUGCUCUGACGGGCUUGUCUUUUAAUGCGAUAUUAUUAAAUGUGUUUAUGGACCGAGA